Biomphalaria glabrata is the source of this 3317-nucleotide messenger RNA. RefSeq lists its product as uncharacterized. Gene Ontology annotation, cellular component: nucleus. The transcript has 2 exons. Gene Ontology annotation, molecular function: DNA binding. Lineage: Eukaryota; Metazoa; Mollusca; Gastropoda; Planorbidae. The record is from RefSeq and is a predicted model, not a curated record. The coding region runs from base 388 to 1320 and encodes 310 amino acids.
ACCAUAGCGUCAUCAUUCAUGUUAAUUUUAUGGAGCUUAAUCAAAAGACACCAAAACGGGGCAGAGCUUCAACCUGGUCCCCGGAGGAUCUUCAGAAAGCCUUAGAGGCAUUGAGGAAUAAAUAUGGUCUCAAUGAAGUGUCUAGACUUUACGGUAUACCUAAACCAACUCUAAAAAGACACUUAGAUGGAAAAAACAAGUUUGCGAAUGGGAAUGUAGUACAAAGAGGUAGAAUGACAGUUCUCCCAGCAGAGCUUGAGAAUGAACUUGUCAGUCACAUCAAUCAACUGGAAGGAAUGCUGUUCGGCCUGACCAGAAACGAUAUGUCUUGCAUACCAAAUAGCAGAAAAAAAUGGCUUGUCUCACAGAUUUAAUAAAACAGAAGGAAUGGCAGGAAAAGACUGGUUUAGAGAUUUUAAGAAACGUCACAAUCUGAGCUUGCGACAACCUGAAGCAACAUCUCUUGCGCGUAGUACCGGUUUUAACAAGAUAGCAGUUAACAGAUUUUUUGACAAACUUGAAAGCAUCAUUACAGAAAAUAAAUUAGAUGCUCUUAGGAUCUUCAAUACUGAUGAAACAGCGCUCUCAACUGUCCAGAAAAACCAGCAAAAAGUGGUGAGCUUGACAGGAAGGCAUCAGGUGGGGAAGUUGACCAGUGCAGAAAGAGGUCUUACCACCACAGCAAUAUUUUGCGCUAAUGCAGCAGGAAAUGCUAUUCCACCUAUGCUUGUCUACAAGCGAAAACGGAUGAAGGUCGAACUUUUAGAUGGUGCUCCUCCAGGAACAAUCGCUGUAUGCAAUGAAAGUGGCUGGAUGACUGCAGAUAGCUUUUCAGAAUGGAUGGAUCAUUUUAUAAACAGUGUAGAACCAUCAAAAGAAAAGCCUGUUCUUCUUAUCUUGGAUGGACAUACCUCUCACAGCAAAAAUUUGCAAGCCAUCACUGCUGCAAGUAACUCUUGUGUUAUUAUGCUCAGCUUGCCCCCUCAUACUACACAUAAGCUUCAACCUUUGGAUGUCUCGUUUUUUAAGCCCCUGCAAAGCUGUUAUGUACAAGAGUCAGAUAAGUGGCUUUUUAAUCAUCCAGGUAGAGGAAUUACUGUAUUUCAGGUGGCUACCAUCUUAGGUAGAGCAUACCCAAGAGCAGCUUCGGUCGCAAAUUUUGCUAAUGGUUUUUUGAAAUGUGGCAUAUGGCCUUGCAAUCGACAUAUAUUCACUGAAAGUGAUUUUGAAACCUCCAUUUGCUCAGUUAUAAAUAUUCCUGUAGAACCCAUCCCUUCAACCUCAAAUUCCCAACAUGAUCAGUUGUUAGUGCAGUCAUAAUCAGACUCCUCAACAAUAGUUGCAACAUCCCCACUCACUUCAUCAAAUGAACCACGAUUUGGUGCAACUGCUCAAAGCUCCAUAAAUUCAAAUUAUUCUCACCUAGAACUUUCUAUAUCUGCGUACAAUGCAAUUCCAAUUGCAAUGCAAUUUUUUAGAAGCAUUUGCAUUUCAUUACAUGAACAUCUCCAGCUAACUGACAGAGAUUCAAGUGGAGUUGUAUGUAGCCUGCAAGUUAAAAUACAAGAAAAGGCAUUGGCAGACUCUCUUAGAGCACAAGUUGUUGACUAUAUUUGUAAAAACAUUGAGCAUUAUACUGACCUUGAUGCAGCAACAUUGUGUGUUGACAUGCCACAUGCAAAAUUUGACAAUAUUUUUGAAAGGCUAGAUAGUAUUUCUAGACCAAAUACUAUGGUUGGCGAGCUAGAGAUAAUAGCAACUACGAAGCUGCUCAGAAAGCCAAUUGUCAUUAUGAAUGCAACUAGUAAUGUUGUUUUAAAAUAUGGCAUGAAUGAUUUUCCUUCCUCCCCUGCAGUAGUUAUUCGAUUUACAAAUAUUGGAGAUGAUGUAGGCCAUUAUGAUUGCUUAAGUCCUUCUCGGCAAUCAAAGUCUAAAUACAUCCCUGUAACUGCAAUCUCUCCUAUCCCAGUAAAAGAAAAACCCCAUGUUAAACAGAAGAAAAAAAAUCUUUUCAAUCUGAAAUUUUAACUUCCAGUCCCUAUAAAAAAAUUCUUGUGGAUGCUGCAAUUGCAAAAUAAAGUAAAAAACAACAAACUCAAAUUAUUCCUGCAACACAAAAGAAAAAAAAAAGUAAAAUUUCUAUUGAGUUUGGUCAGAAUGAGAGUGAGAAAAGUCAAAAUUGGUAUUGUUUUAUAUGCGAAGAAAACCUUAAAGAAGAUAUGAUACAAUGUUUAAUAUGUGCUUCUUGGGUGCAUAUUGCAUGUGCAGGUUGUGAAAAUGCUGAUACUUAUACUUGUGAGUUAUGUUUGUGAAUCUUUCUGCAUUGUUAUGUAUAUAUAUAGUUGGUACUUAUUACCCUCCAUGCUGGUACUAUUUAGACUCUUGGGAGGGUAAAUUUAGUACUCUUUUUUUUUUUGUUUUGUAUUUUUCUAUUUUAAUAUAAAUAACUCAGUCUUUAAACCUUGUACAUUUGUAGUAUGUGUUGUUGUAAAGCUAUGACAUAAAAAAUAAACAUUCUUUUUGCCAAACUUUUUUUUAAUGAAUUUUCUCCCUUAGGGGGUACGUUUUACCCCCCUUUCCCCCUAUUACUUGAAUCUCUAAACACAGUGGAAAUGUGUAAGGUUGUUUUGCAGGUUCAUCAUUCGUUGCUAAGGAUAUUAUGUUUCACAUAGGAAUGUGUUGUUCUAUGAAGUAGUCCUUCAGACAUUAAAUAUUAAUUAAUUUAUAAAUUUGCAUUAAGUAUCAUUGUAAAAGUUUUCGCAAAGAGCAGUUUCUCGUGUAGGCCCCUAUUUAUUUUUUCACGUCUGGAUCAAAUAUUGGGUCCUCUGUACUGUUUUAAUUAACAGUACAGAGGACGAAGGCGAGUAAUUGGCGCCUAUAAACCAGUAAGCUUCAAGCGGGAGGGACUCAUUAGCCCUGGCUUGCAACCUACCUAGCAGAAGGAAAACUAAAUUCAAACCUCUGCUGCCUUGCUGUCAGAACCUGCGACCCCGCUGAUCCCAAACCUCUGCUGCCUUGCAGCUAUACCCAAAUACGGCGACCCUUAGGCAGUUUGCAGCACACAGCGCUACACUCUGUCAGAACCUUCGACCCCGCUGAUUCCAAACUGUUUAUGUCGUUUGCAAAGAAUUACAUAAGCAUAAGAAGCUUUUAAUGUUAUAAUUCACACCACAGAUGUAUCCUUGAACUGUAUUGUUGCUUAAAGAAAUUCGUUUAAUAAUAUCAGAUGUAGGUUUGUGUAAAAUAACUAGUUUUUAAAACUACUUCAACGGCUGGUAAAAAUCAAUAUUUUAUCUAUAGUGUUAUCCAUAUUUGGC